Heterobilharzia americana is the source of this 2562-nucleotide messenger RNA. The record is from the annotation of a GenBank genome assembly. NCBI's taxonomy places the organism in Eukaryota, Metazoa, Platyhelminthes, Trematoda, Strigeidida, Schistosomatidae.
AUGCCCUUCGUUCUACCCGUUAUUAUCGGCUUGUUACUUGGUUAUGGGUCUAGUUUAGUUGAUUCAAAUCUGUGUCCAGAAAAUUGUCUUAAGGGAUCAUGUUGCGAAGUUGAUAUAGGUGAUUUUAGGUGUUGUCCGUAUGAUAAUGGUGUGUGUUGUAGAGAUGGAAAAAGUUGUUGCCCUGAAGGAAGUAGAUGUAACCCAAAAACUGACCAGUGUAUCUUUGUUGAUGGAAGUUCUUCUCCGGCUAAACAGCUGUCAGAGAAACUUAACAAAACGAAACAGAAAAGUUCUUACACGGCCCCUUUGAAAAUCUCAUCGGAAAAUGUUAUUUGUCCUGAUCGCCAGUCUGUGUGUACUGAUAAUACUACGUGUUGUCCAAUGUCGCAUGAGAAAUGGGGUUGCUGUCCGCAUCUUAAUGCUGUUUGUUGUUCAGAUGGGCAACAUUGUUGUCCGCAUGGUUCAGUAUGUGAUCCAACUCACCAUCUGUGUACACCUUCGAGCUAUCCUCAUAAAUUGUCAAAAAUGAAUGACUUCUUUCAAAAUAUACAUCUUAUGCCGACUUGGUCAUCUGCUCGUAUCAAUCCAUCUAAAAUUAUUGGAAAGAAGUUAGCAAAUCAAUUGGAAGCUAAAUACUUCAUGGCAUAUUCAGGUACAUUGUGCCCAGAUCCAUACUUCGAGUGUCCAUCUAAUACAACAUGCUGUCAAAGUAUGGAGGAAGGAUGGGCAUGUUGUCCGUUAACCGAUGCUGUUUGCUGUGAUGAUGGAAAACAUUGUUGUCCAAAUGGAUAUAAAUGUGAUUUAGGUGCUGAAAGGUGUAUACAAAUUUCUUCGAAUGAAUUAAUGAAACCUCCAGCACCUACCUCAAUUUUAUCACAGUCAAAAAAGAUUUCAAAAAAUAUUAUAUGUCCUGACAGUGAUGUGAUGUGUCCUUCAGACUCUACUUGUUGUAAAGUACCUGAAGGAGGAUGGGGUUGCUGUCCUUUCCCACAAGCAGUUUGCUGUUCUGAUGGAACUCAUUGUUGUCCAGCGAAUACAACGUGUAAUAUAGAGGCAGAAGCUUGUAUGAAUGCAUCUGGUGCCAUUAUCUCUUCAAUACAAUCGAAAUUUGUGCCUAAAUUUGAUAAUAACUUAACAAAUUUACCUGUUAACAUCUGUCGAGAUAACAAGUCAGCUUGUGUAGGUGGUACAUGUUGUCCGGGCCUGGCUGGUAGUAGUGAUCAACUGUCACUUUGUUGCCCUCAUGAAAAUGCUGUCUGUUGUGGUGAUGGCAAGCAUUGUUGUCCUAAAGGUACAGUAUGUGAUAUGAUCAAUGGAGGUUGUAUACCACAGGAAGAUUCAUCGAAACCUCAAUCGCUUCUAUUGUUCAAAAAGAUUGCAGCUGUAAAAACUGACUCGAAAGAUGGUGUUGACGAACACUCGGAUGUAUUUACUCAAUUGUGUUCUGGUGGCAAAUUUAAAUGCCCUGAAACUUCGACAUGCUGUAAACUAUCUAAUGGAGAGUAUGCUUGCUGUCCAGUCCGUAAUGCGACCUGUUGUACAGAUGGUCUUCAUUGUUGUCCAUCAGGAACAACAUGUGAUUAUAAGAAAUUCUCUUGUAUUCAGCUGGAUAAUACUACUAAUAAUAAUAAUAAGAAUGGCAAAACAGCUGGUGAAUUACUUCGUAAGCAUGAACUACAGUCAAUUGUUGAAAUACUUGGACAUCAUGUUUGUCCAGAUCAUCAAUCUAUGUGUCCAGACGAUAAUACCUGUUGUCAACUACUUGAUAAAUCAUGGGGCUGUUGUCCUCUAAAAGAUGGUAUCUGUUGUGCUGAUCGUUACCAUUGCUGUCCAAAUGGUUCUGUUUGUAAUUUGGAAACAAAACAAUGUAUAUCUCCAACUAAUGUAAAUCUUCCACAUACACAGUUAAUCACUGAAGCUUUUAUUAUGCAAAAAUCUAUUCUGCAACCAUCUGAUGCUUUGUAUUCUCAACCAUCAUCAAGAGUAGAUGAUAAUCAUGAUGAGAAGGUUGAUUUCAAGAAAGCAAGUUGGUGCGGUGCAUGUGGUGAUAGUUGGGCAUGUUGUCCUGAUGAUGCUUUAAAUUCAUGGUAUUGUUGUCCAUAUAUAGGUGGUGUAUGCUGUGCUGGACAAAAUACUUGUUGUCCAUCAGGAUCUCGAUGUUUAAAUGAUGGAAAGUGUGAAAAAUUAUUGUUGAACAACUUGUCUAAACCAUUUGCACCCAGAUUAAUACCAUCUAUUUCAAUUAUAAAGGAUAUGAAAAGAUCACAUUUUCUACCAUCAAAUAAUGAGAAAGGACGAUUCAGUAUACAAUUAGCGAGUACCUCUAGACCUGCUGAAAGAAAUGUAUUCCUUUUAUAUCAACGUUAUCGAUUUCUCAAGAGAUAUUUGCAUACAAUAUGUCCUGAUUCACUUCAUUAUUGUACUAAAUCUGAACAAUGCUGUCGUUCCAUACAAUUUGGUUAUACUUGUUCACCGAAACAGUCCAAAUGUUGUGAAUCAAAUGGGGAUACAUUUUGUCAAGAAUCGAAGGAAUGUUCUUCAGAUGGGAAAUUCUGUGUUUAA